CUGAUUUAAUUUCUUAAAUAAAAUAUGCGGGAACACGACACAAACAAGCAUUGUCGUGCGUGCCUGCAAAAUUUAAUGGAUGACACAUGUGUAUACAAUUUGUUGGAGACACCGAAUCUUCUCAAGCAUUACAUCGUCUGCACGUCAUUAACCGUAGAAAAAGAGGAUGAAUACCCGAAAGUGAUUUGCUCUGACUGCUAUACAAAAAUCACUGAGUUUUAUGAAUUUAAAACGAUGUGUGUGGGUUCCUUGCACAACUUUAAGGAUAUUGUAGCCAAAAGCAUAUUUGAUGAUGAGACACCAGUGCUUGAAACUGAAGUGCAAACUAAAUUAGAAAUUACAGUUCAAGAACCAGACUGUGCGCGUUUGCUAUUAGAAAGUCAGAAUAAAGAGGAUAGUCUUUGUAAAAAAUCUAAGCAAACGAAGAGAAAAAAGGAGCGCCAAACCAAAUUAAAACGAAACCAAAAUGUUGCUGCAGCAGCUCAAAGUGGCAACGUAACUGUGGAGAAACAACUGUCAUCAAAGCCAAUUGAGUGUAAUACCACAAUAAUUAGCGACAAUGAAUGUAAUGCAGAGUUCCUUGAUGAGAGUGAUGUGGACAUUGACUUGAGCGUUGUGCAAGAAGCUGCUGGUGAAACGCAAAGCAAUGAAAGUUGUUGUAGCCCUACUGAUGAAAAAUGCGGCAUUAAACGUACAAAAACUGCAGCUAGCAAGCAGUGUAAGUCGCAGAUAUUCCAGUGUGACAUUUGUCCUACACGUUUCUUCGUCGAACAUCGUUUGGUUGCGCAUAAACGUAGUCAUGAUGGCUUAGUUCCUUAUCCUUGUCCUCGUGAAGGUUGUGAUAAAUCAUUCAAUCGUUGGUACUGCCUAUCGGAGCACCUAAAAGAGCAUGAAGGCAUAAAUCGUUGGUUUACUUGCGAAGUGGAGGGAUGCAGUAAAGUUUACAAACACAAACCCACUUUAGCUAUGCACAUGCGAAGACACCAUCAACGUGGCCCUGAGCUGAAGUCUCACGUUUGCGAAAUAUGUGGUAAAGUUUUUAAAGCGUCUGCCAUACUAAACGACCAUCGUUACACACACAUCGACAAAUCACAGUUGCCUUACGCAUGUGAACAACCCAAUUGUUUACGUCGCUUUUCCAACAAAGAGAAACUGAAAGUGCACCUUAUGCGACAUGCUGGAAUCAAAAACUUUGUUUGCUCCUUCUGUGGCAUGCGGAAAACAACGCGCAAUGAACUGAAAAUACAUAUCAAUUAUCAUACGCUGGAACGUACUUGGCCGUGUCGCUUCUGUACGCAUGUGUGCAACAGUGCUGGCAACUUGAAGAUGCACAUACGUACGGUACACGAACGUGCUAAGGAUUAUGCUUGCCGUUAUUGCGAACGCACUUUCGCCAAACCUGAUACGCGUAAAUAUCAUGAAAUGACGCAUACCGGCGAAAAGCCAAAUGAGUGUGAGCAAUGCGGACGACGCUUCACUCAGCCAGCUGCAUUGCGUACGCAUCGGAAGAUACAUCAAAAGCAACAAAAGCAAUUCACUGAAGAAUUAAGCGCCACUGUUGAUGCAAUCAGCAUUCCACCUGUGAUAACACACGACCAAAGUCUUAGUGACAUAUUGACAACAGAACAAGAAGUGCUAAUGGCACAAGCACUGCCGGUGCAAGUUUGUGGAAGCAGAAAUGAUGGGGCUUUAGAAGACCUUUUUACGGGUAGUUAGAUAUAGUGAUAAGUUAGUUUAUAAGUUAUAAUCUAUUUAGUAUUUAGUUAUGUUAAAAAAUUGUGUUAGAAUAAUAAGUUUUUGAAAUACUAUAUAAAGAUCGUUGUGGUAUAUUUAUAGU
This is a messenger RNA of Teleopsis dalmanni, 1837 nucleotides long. Its product is annotated as zinc finger protein 26. The coding region runs from base 25 to 1716 and encodes 563 amino acids. The transcript is spliced from 2 exons. The record is from RefSeq and is a predicted model, not a curated record. NCBI's taxonomy places the organism in Eukaryota, Metazoa, Arthropoda, Insecta, Diptera, Diopsidae. Gene Ontology annotation, cellular component: nucleus. Gene Ontology annotation, molecular function: RNA polymerase II cis-regulatory region sequence-specific DNA binding; zinc ion binding; DNA-binding transcription factor activity. Gene Ontology annotation, biological process: regulation of transcription by RNA polymerase II.